This is a messenger RNA of Nematolebias whitei (Rio pearlfish), 1779 nucleotides long. Its product is annotated as phosphatidylinositol 3-kinase regulatory subunit beta. Gene Ontology annotation, cellular component: phosphatidylinositol 3-kinase complex. Gene Ontology annotation, biological process: phosphatidylinositol phosphate biosynthetic process; insulin receptor signaling pathway. Gene Ontology annotation, molecular function: 1-phosphatidylinositol-3-kinase regulator activity. The record is from RefSeq and is a predicted model, not a curated record. Bases 1 to 1500 code for a protein of 499 amino acids. The transcript has 11 exons. Lineage: Eukaryota; Metazoa; Chordata; Actinopteri; Cyprinodontiformes; Rivulidae.
AUGACUCACACGGAGGAUAAUCCUCAGCCCUGUCCUGCUAUGAUGUCAUCACAUCUUAACCAAUCACAGCAGGAGGCGGGGCCUGCUCCACCAGCAUAUCAAGUUUCAGAGCCCGUAGAAACAGAGAAAGGCCAAAACGACACCGAGAUGCAGUCUCUCACACAGACACCGGGUCCAAAGGAGAUCUGCUCCAAUGGUGAUCAAGAGGAUUUGCAUCCUGCCCUGAAAACCAUCAACAAAGCUGGAGAUAUUCAACUUGAGAGCAAUAUAACCAAAGCUACGGGCGCCGCUGGCAGCAGCGCUGACGAAAGCCAGUUGUCUGAAGCAGAGUGGUACUGGGGCAACAUCUCCAGAGAUGAAGUGAAUGAGCUCAUGAGAAACACUCCUGAUGGCACCUUUUUGGUCCGAGAUGCUUCCAGUAGGAUUAAAGGGGAAUAUACUCUGACGCUACGAAAAGAUGGGUACAACAGACUGAUAAAAGUCUUCCAUCAUGGGGGGAAGUGUGGAUUUUCAGAGCCACUAACCUUCCCCUCGGUGGUGGACCUGAUCCAGUAUUACCAAAAGAAGUCACUAGCCCAGUACAACUCCAAACUGGACGCACGCUUACUCUACCCAGUGUCCAGAUACCAGCAGCAAGUUGCAAUGGAGGUCGACAUUUGUGCAGUUGGAGAACAACUGAAAAUAUUUCAUGAUCAAUAUAAAGAAAAGAGCCAAGAGUAUGACCGCCUGUUUGAGGAGCUGAACCAAACCUCCCAGGAACUCCAGAGCAAGCGGACCGCCAUUGAAGCUUUCAGUGAAAUCAUUCGGAUCUUCGAAGAGGAGUGUGAAACCCAAGAGCGCUACAGCAAGGAAUACAUCGACAUGUUCCUCACGUUGGACAGCAGCACAAAGACAGACAAGAUUCAAAGCAACUCAGGCGAAUUACAAUCAACAGUGGAAGAGAUCCACAACAGCAAGAAGGCGUUGGAGGAAGAGCUGAGGACGAAGGCAGUGGCUCACAUGGAGGUGGACAAGAAAAUAAGCAGCCUGAAGACGGACGUCGUGCAGCUCAGGAAGAUCAGAGAUCAAUACCUUCUGUGGCUGAGCCAGCAAGGUACACGGCAGAGCCAAAUAAACAGCUGGCUAGGCAUAAAGGAUGAUGAAGAAGACCCAUACACGCUAGAAGAUGAUAUCCGCCAAGAGGAGAGGACCUGGUAUGUUGGUGGUAUGAGACGCAAAGAGGCGGAGGAGCUGCUGAAAGGAAGGAGGGACGGGACAUUCCUAAUCAGAGACAGUCAAACUCAGAGAGGCUCCUUUGCCUGCUCCGUUGUGGUGGACGGGGACGUGAAACACUGUGUGAUCUACAGGACGUCCACAGGAUACGGCUUCGCUGAGCCCUACAACUUGUACUCGUCGCUCAGGGAGCUCGUCCUCCACUACCGCCACACGUCGCUGAUCCAACACAACCAGCAGCUGAAUGUAACCCUGGCCUGGCCCGCUCUCAGCCCGCCGUCCAGCUGAGACACACCAGCACACCACCCUGAUUCCCAAAGUUUCACAGUAUGAGCACAGACGACACACCCCAGUGGGCACGGUGGCACUGCUGAAACAAAACACCGAUAAUAUUCGAGCACACGGGUUUCCGUCUCUAUUUCCACAAAUAACGAUAUGGUUGAGCCAUCAGUCGAGGUUAAUAAUCAGACUGGACCAAUUUUUCAGAAGAGCUUUGACGCUGAUUUGCUCAAAAACACGAUAGUUGCAAAUUUGGCUCUAAAUAAAAGCUUUUCACUAAAAUACACA